AUGGACCCCAACUUCCUUAAGAACCUCGACUACUUCGCCGUUCCCAACAAUCAAACGAACAGUUCUGUUGAGCAAUCGGCCGAAUCAUCAGCCUCAGGUGCCGCCAGAAAUGCGCCCGAGACUUCCAUGUGGGAGGCCCUAGGGGCCGAUCAAGCGAACUCCGAAUCAACUUCCAAUGGCCCCUCUGGCUCCCUGCCGUCCUUCGCGCAAGCUUCUCCAGUGAGCACCAACUUCGGUUUGGGCUCAAUGCCCGGCCAAAUACCCUAUGGACAAGGUCAACCCAGAAAUGCUUUGCCCACCCGAAUGGCUCAAACAGCUGGUCCAAGACGGAGGGAUGGUCAUGACCGGAAGCGCACGAAGGUUGAUUCCGAGGCUGCAGCGUUAGAAUCUGUUGACUACUGGAUUCAGUUUGAUGAUGAUGAUGAGCAAAAGCUUGGCGGUAGCUUUGAAAUAGAUUUUUCCAAGCGCAGGCACCCAAUCCAGACCUAUCCCAGAGCGCCAGCUGCGAACCGUCUGAACCCUAUGUCUACAACACCUGGCCUUGGUGCUGGAUUGUAUACCAACCCUGUCUUCAAGCCAGAGGACUUUCUCGAUGACACUGCUCUUGAUAACGCCCUAUCUGAUGAUGAGGACGUUCUCGAGUCUAUGAGCCUCGGUGACCAGCUUGGUAAAAUUGAAUCUCAGCCGCCUUCUGAAGUUCCUCCACGAGAGGGUCUUUAUUCAACGCCUUUGAGUUGGGAGAAGCCUGCGCCUGGCUUAAGAAUGAACCCUCUUUUUGGGAUGGGUGCGAUGGGCGGCAUGGGCACACCCAUGCUUGACCCGGAACAGCGACGACUGUUGGCCAUUGCUCUGAAUACUGGCCGAUCAUCAACUAGUAUAGCUUCCGGGAUGGGUUUCGGAGUUGGGGCAGAUCUAGGACCGGAAUUUUCGAGUUUAGAAAACUUCGACGCGAGUAUGGCGACGACAAGCAUGAGUGAACUUACAAGAGGCCCAGAGCAAUCAAGUCUCCAGAACAAGGGAAAGGAGAAGGAGAAGGCCUCAACCGAAAAGGACUCCCAAUCCCAACGACCGCAAGUGUCGCGAACCACCACUGCCGGAACUGGAGCAUCUGAAAAGUCUAAGGACAAGCUGAAGGCGGGCGAUCGAACGGCCCAUAACGACAUUGAAAGGAAGUAUCGUACCAAUCUCAAGGACAAGAUUUCUGAGUUACGUGAUGCAGUGCCAUCACUCAGAUCAAUACCUGAGGAGGGAGGCGAAGAUGUUGAGGUAGACAGUCAGUCGCAGCGUGGUCCCAAAGUGAGCAAGGGCACUGUUCUCACGAAAGCGACUGAGUACAUCCACUACCUCGAACGAAGAAACAAAGCUAUUAUGCGUGAGCAUCAAGAGCUUGCAAGGCGACUGCAAGCCUUCGAGCAACUUCUAAGCGCAACGGCACGGCAACCCUUCCCAAUGCCCAACUACAGCAGAACUCUAUUCGACCCGAGAGGCUUCUGUUAA
This is a messenger RNA of Colletotrichum truncatum, 1497 nucleotides long. RefSeq names its product helix-loop-helix dna-binding domain-containing protein. The record is from RefSeq and is a predicted model, not a curated record. NCBI's taxonomy places the organism in Eukaryota, Fungi, Ascomycota, Sordariomycetes, Glomerellales, Glomerellaceae. Gene Ontology annotation, molecular function: protein dimerization activity.